ACAGCACAUGCUUUGCUUUCAUUUCUGGGAGUCCAGGGGUCGACCUACAGAUGCUGCUUCUUCCGUGGCUCAUGGCAUUCAGACCCCCAGCUGCCCACGGUGCCAGGCAGAUAACUGGACAGGCCAGCUCAGCCACAAGUCACAGGCUGCAGUCUCGGCCAGAGCAGCAGCCCCCCAGCCACAGACCACCUCUGCCGCCCCAUCCAGGAGCCUUCCCACUUCCCUCCGCCUUGCCUCAGCCUCGCCACAGGGGCUGAAGACCUGGGAGGUGGUGACAGCAGUGGCAGUGGUGCCUACAGUCUUGGGGCCAGUCCAGGCACGUGGGACCCUGCUUCAGGCAACACUGCGGCCCCUCCAGGACCAAAGAGGGACCCAAGACAGCCCGGGUGCUCACCACUGCCUCUUCCUGUCGCUGGAACCUGGGCAAGGACUCAGAAUGGAAGCCGCCACUCCUGAGCCGAACUCGCAGGCCAGACUGGUGCAAGUACAGGAUCCAGUGAGCAGAAAGCAAGACAGCCAGGAGCGCAGGCAGCAGCUGCGGCCACUUCCCAAGCCUUCAGCCUCCUCCCAGCGAGAAGCAAAAUAUGUGGAGAUGUGCGCUUCAGCCGGAAUCCAGAGGGCGAGUCCCCGGACAGUAAAACUUACACUGGAACACCGCUCGGGGGAUCAGAAAGCCUCUAGGAGCCCAAAGGAGAGAGCCCAGGAUGAGCCCACUAGUCCAGAGUGCAGGACUCCAAUCCCCCAGAAGAACCCUGCUUCCUCGGAAUGCUCCAGCUCCCAACUCUCCACUGAUGAGGGUGGCAACUCCUCCUCCUCCUCCCCUGUGGACAAAGCAGAAGACCAUGGCCUUUCCAAAAUGGAUGAAUCUGCCACAUCAUCCGGGGCUCUGGCUACCUCCUCUUCAUCCUUAGGCUUUGAGAGUGAGAGCGAAGUGAGUUGCCAACCCAAGGGAGGAGAAGUAGGGAAAAAAGCAAGAGGAGGAGAAGGGCAGGAAGGGGGAGGGAGGACAGGAGAUGGAACAGAGUGCAGGGACAUUAUUGCCAAAUCCCAGAGUAACAGGGAUCCCCCCAAAAAUGAAGAGGCUCACUACAUCACCACCCAUGAGAUCCAGCUGAGUGAGGUGGAGCAGGACAUGGAUUUCGACGUGGGGCUGGCCUCCCGCUGGGAUUUCGAGGACAACAACGUGAUCUACUCGUUUGUGGAUUAUGCUUCCUUUGGUGGCAGCGACGAGACCCCAGGGGACGUCACCACCCCCACCGAAGAGGACGACGAUAACAGCUGCUACCUCAGCACCACUCCUAGCACCAAUGCCACCCGGACACCCAGCCCCACCAGUAGCGACCUGGUUCGCCUCAGUGCAGGCAGCAGUGGUCGUGACACCAGCAGCACGGAAGUGGGCAGUGUCCCCUCCGACAGUGACCCUACUCCCCCACCCACUGGGCCUGGCACUGCCACCCUGCCUGAGCCCUUGCUGGAGCUCCGGGAGGCAGCUUCAGGGGCAGCCUCCACCACCGCCAGCAGCUGUGGGAGUGCAGCAAGCCAGAUCCUCCUAUCAAUCAAACCAACUUCCCGGGCUAUAAAUGAGCCUAGCAACGUGCGUGCAAAGCAAAACAUUAUUUAUGCUGCCAAGCAUGAAGGCGACAUGAGCCUCCGAGUCUCUACAGCUGCUGAACAGAAUUCAAGUUCACUGAAGCAAAACUCGGCUGCAGCCGUGGCUCAGGACCAUGCAAAGAAAUUCAUUGCUGUCCCUGCUCGCCUGCAAACCAGGUGCGGGGCCAUACGGGCAAAGGAGCUGGUGGACUACUCCAGCGGAGCCUCCAGUGCCGUGAGCGAACUGGACGAUGCAGACAAAGAGGUGCGUAACCUGACCUCCCGGGCUUUCCGGAGCCUUGCUUACCCCUACUUUGAGGCUCUGAACAUCAGCUCCCGUGAGUCCUCUACCACCCUCUCCGAAGUGGGCUUUGGACGCUGGUCAACCUUCCUGGACCUAAAAUGUGGAGGUGUUGGAGCCAGGGUGGAACAGAGCCUUCUCAGGAGCAGCGCGGCCUCUGUGGCUGCAGGUCUGAGGAAGGGCAGUGGGGCCCGUGGUCCUGCAGACCAGCUUUACAUCCAGUCCAAGAAGUCCCAGACCAAGGCCUUGGAAUUUGUGGUCAGCAAAGUCGAGGGGGAAAUCAAACAUGUGGAGACACCCUUGUGUUUCCAGAAACAGAUCCAAACGGGUUCUCGCGUCGUCACUCUUCUGGAACCCCUGAAUUUACGCAGUGAGAGCAAAGCCAGCUCGGCCACUGGACCCUGCAGGGCCACCAAGGGCUCCAGCAAGGGACCUGGGUCGGUGUGCACAGAUGAUGGCUCAGAGACCUCUGAGAGCAACAAGCCUGCCCCCCGCGGUGAAGGCCCCCACAAGAAGUCCAAGUUUGCAUCCAGCCUGCUCAAAAAUGUCAUUUCCAAGAAGAUGCAACGGGAGCACGAGUUUAAAAUGGAGAGGGGAGAAGUCACUGACACAUCUCAUCACAACCUCCCCGGCACCUCCAAGGAAGCAGAGGGGUCUUCUGGGGCUGAGAAACUGCGAGACAGGGUCUUGCAGCGGCAGAAUUCCCGCCACUCAGAGGCGGGUUCCGAGUACACGGUGGUCAGUGUGUCUGACGCAGGUGGGGAGGGGUCUAAAUCCCCAAUUUUCAAAGCCAGUACUCCUCGAGAAGGCAACGCAGGUUCUGGCCGGAGUUUCACCGAUGGACAAACUGAAGUGUGUGAAAUUAAAAAGAGUGCCUCAGAGACUGUGAAAGGCAUCUUUCUCCGCAGUCAGAACAGUGCUUUUCGGUCAUGGAAGGAGAAAGGGGCCGAGAAGCGGGAAGAGAAAGCCCCCAUUGGGAAGCUGAAGCUCCCCAAAGGCGGGGACUGGAGGGCGGAUCUCGGGGAGAUCUCUGCCAGCAAGUCCACCAUCAUGUCUCGUCUCUUUGUCCCCAACAUCCAGCAGACGCCCAAGGACAAGCAGCCAGGGAAGCAGGCCACCAAGUACCCUGCUGCCCAGGCCACAACCACGGCAGUGAUCAGACCCAAGGCUCCCGAAAUCAAGAUCCGGCUGGGGAGUGUCCAACAGCCAAGCUCGGACUUCAAUAUUGCCAAAUUGCUCACACCCAAGCUGGCUGGAGGCAGCGCUUCUAACUUCUUUAAGACCAUUGAGGACAACAGCAGGGCACAGCAGAAACUCUUCCGUGGGGACAAUCUGGAAAAAGUGCCCCAGUUCCAGGUGAGAGAUGUCAGAGACAAGUCCAAGGCUCAAGGGCCCCUCCACCAGGUGAGAGAUGUCAGAAAACUAAUCAAAGGAUCAGGGGACAGCAGUGACAAAGGCAGCAUUACUCCAGAGCAGGGACUGACAGGGUCCAAGCCCAGGCAGCUGGCUCCUGCAGCUGGUGGAUCCAGAUCCCUGUCUCCCAUGGUAAUUACGUGCCAGGCUGUAGUGAACCAGAGAGAAGACAGCAUGGACCGGGAGCCCAGGGAAGGCAUGGGCAAAGGGAACAGCAGCAGGAUCUUGAACUCCUCCUCCCCAGAAGGGACUGUCUUGGUUCACAGGGCAUCUGGCAGGCUGCCUGUGGCCACCAUUGCCCCCAAUAAACCUGAGCAGGGCUCAUACCUGCCUGUGCUCAAAAUUGUCUCCAAGGCUGCUGCUCAGAAGACCCCAGAGAAAACCAAGGAGGAGGACAUUAAGGAGGAAGGUAAAACCCCAAAGCCAGCCCGAAAUGCCCUGGAGAAGCUGACUGCUGCAGUGAGAUCCAUGGAAGAGCUGUACAGUUUCAACAGGAAUGAGUGGAAACGGAAAAGUGAUCCCUUGCCCAUGAUGACAGACAGUCAUGUCUUGUCACUCAUUGCUAGUGAGGAGAGGGAAGGGGUGGUGGGUCCUGAGGGAAACCCUGACAAGUUGGCCAAACGACUAGGUGAGGUGGAAGAACGAGGCACGGGAAACAAAGGUGCUGUGGUCCUGAGAGGGGCUCCCGUGGAACGUCUGCAGAGGAGAAACUCCAACCCCAGCACCGAGAGUGUGUCUGCCCGGGCAGCAGCCUUUGAGAACAUGGCCAGGGAAAGGCCCCGAUCCCUCUAUAUUCCCCCUGUCCACAAAGAUGUGGAAAGAACCCAGCCUCUGCAGCCCCUCCCACCACUCCCCAGCAACCGGAACGUGUUCACAGUGAGUGCCAGUAGCACUCAGAAAACUGGGGGUGUCGCUGGCAAGUUCCCACAAGGGCCUUCUCCAGAGAGCUCUUCAGUGGUCAAGGGCAUCAAAUCACAGGGACUCCGGUCCCUCAAGAUCUCUCCGGCCACCCAGGCACCACCCAAUGAGGCGACCAACAGGAAAAGUGGCAUCAAUUUGGAGAAGAGCAAUAGUGACUGUGAGAAUUACCUGACUAUCCCCCUUAAGGGAACCUCUGCUGCAGGAGAGUUACCUGGUAGACCUGGUGCUGCAAGAGAGGGGGCCCCCAUCUCCUCAGCUGCCACUCUCUGUAGCUUACCCCCACUGAGUGCCCGAAGUCAGGUCUCCAGUAGCCCCAAGGGCUCUCAGGUCAGUGGAACCAGCCGGCCAGCUUGGCGUACCAAACCUGACAACCCCCGGGAGACAGCAGCUGCCCGCUCAGGGCCACAGAGCCCUGAGCAUACACCUACUGCCAUCUACCACCAGCAGCCACUGCCUUUUACCCUCCAGGGUGCCCAACCUCAAGUCCUCUGCUUCUCACCACCAGGCAUGCCUGCCCCAGCUCCUGCAGGCCCAGCUGCUGUUCCUACAGACCCCUUCCAGCAGUCACCACCUCAGCAAACUCAGCGUAAGAUGCUCCUGGAUGUGACCACUGGCCAGUACUAUCUGGUGGACACACCAGUACAGCCCAUGACUCGGAGACUAUUUGACCCUGAGACAGGGCAAUAUGUGGAUGUGCCCAUAACCUCCCAGCAGCAGGCUGUGACUCCCAUGUCCCUCCCUGUGCCUCCCUUGGCCCUGAGUCCUGGGGCCUAUGGACCCACCUACAUGAUCUACCCUGGGUUUCUGCCCACAAUGCUGCCCACCAAUGCUCUGCAGCCCACGCCAAUUGCUCACCCUCCAGGGGGUGGUGAGCUCUCAAUGGCGACCGAGCCUCACAACAAAGAGGCAGCUGCAACUUUCACAGAGGCCCCAUACUUCAUGGCCUCUGGUCAGUCUCCUGCCACCUCUUCCUCCUCAGCCCCAGCAGCCACAUCCCAGCUGGUGGGAGCCAAGGGCUUCGCCCAGCUGCACGGCAAACCUGUCAUCAGCAUCACUUCGCAGCCCCUGGGACCGCGGAUCAUUGCUCCCCCUUCCUUUGAUGGCACCACCAUGAGCUUUGUGGUGGAACACAGAUGACAAGAAGUCACCAGA
Molecule: messenger RNA, 5377 nt
Organism: Marmota monax (woodchuck)
Lineage: Eukaryota; Metazoa; Chordata; Mammalia; Rodentia; Sciuridae
Gene: CUNH4orf54
Product: chromosome unknown C4orf54 homolog
Exons: 1
Coding region: 8-5362 (1784 amino acids)
Source: RefSeq, a predicted model, not a curated record